This is a messenger RNA of Dromiciops gliroides (monito del monte), 720 nucleotides long. Its product is annotated as histone H2B type 2-E. Lineage: Eukaryota; Metazoa; Chordata; Mammalia; Microbiotheria; Microbiotheriidae. Gene Ontology annotation, molecular function: protein heterodimerization activity; DNA binding; structural constituent of chromatin. The record is from RefSeq and is a predicted model, not a curated record. The transcript has a single exon. Bases 30 to 410 code for a protein of 126 amino acids. Gene Ontology annotation, cellular component: nucleosome.
UCUCUUAGACUAAGAAAUCUUUGAUCACCAUGCCUGAGCCAGCCAAGUCCGCUCCUGCCCCCAAGAAGGGUUCCAAAAAGGCCGUCACUAAGGCCCAGAAGAAAGACGGCAAGAAGCGCAAGCGCAGCCGCAAAGAGAGUUACUCCAUCUACGUCUACAAGGUGCUGAAGCAAGUCCACCCCGACACCGGUAUCUCCUCCAAGGCCAUGGGCAUCAUGAACUCCUUCGUCAAUGACAUCUUCGAGCGCAUCGCCGGUGAGGCUUCCCGCCUGGCCCACUACAACAAGCGCUCCACCAUCACUUCCCGGGAGAUUCAGACGGCCGUGCGCCUGCUGCUGCCCGGGGAGCUGGCCAAGCACGCCGUGUCCGAGGGCACCAAGGCCGUCACCAAGUACACCAGCUCUAAGUGAGCAUGUGUUUAGAAAGGGGCACGCUGGCUCUUACCCAAAAAGGCUCUUUUCAGAGCCACCUAUCUCGUCCUGAAAAAGAGCUCUAACUUUUAAAGUUACGCAAUCGUGCAAGCACCUCUACCUUGCUGUCUUAGAGAUGGCCUUAUAGGCUAGUACACAUGUAAGUAACGUAAACUGGUUGACUUAAAAGCUUUGGAACUGCAGUCCUUGCAGGUUUAGAAAUCUUUGGGGUUAAUCUAAAAAUUUUAUGUCAAGUUAAAUCUCUGCUUAAUUUUAUUAACUUUUGGUUGCUGUUUUAGUAAGCGGUUGU